AUGAAGGCCAUCCCAGAGGCUGUGGAGCUUUUCAGCUUGUUGGAGUGUGUGUACUCUUUCUUCAGCACCUCCCUAUUCACCAGCAGACAGGUUUUUGUAUCACGUCUUUUCACUGUGGGGAGUUAUUUGAUCUUUGGCUCUGGAACUAGACUCUUUGUUUCAGACGAGGAGCAGGUGGUGAAGCCCGUGGUGAGCGUGUACCCGGCAGCAUCCAGAGGCCGGCUGGAGGAGAAGAGCUCCCUGCUGUGUUUGGCCUCAGCCAUGUUUCCUCCUGUGGUCAGAAUCUCCUGGAGACGACAAACGGAGAGUGGAUGUUUAGAGGAGCUGCCCUCUGCUGACGGACAGCAGCUGGAGCUCAGAGAGUCUGGAUGUACUGCCUCCGUCUUACAGAUCUAUCAGACAAAGUUCAGCUAUGAAUACAGCUGCUACGUGCAGCAUGAGGGGGGAACAGUGGAGGCUCUGAUAGAUACAGCACCUGCAGCGGAUCCCUCUGUCCCGUCUCCAUACAAGGUGAAGCUGCUCUUACUGCUCUACACAGUGCUGACAGUGAAGAGUCUGGUGUACUGCUGUGGACUCUUCCUGCUGACCGUCCUCAGGAACAUCUCAUAAAUGUAUCUCCUUUAUCACUUAGAUGAAUUUAAAAAUGUCAAUCAUGACUAUAUAUAUGCAAUUAUGAUCAAACAACAUUUUGCAGCAGUGUAAAACAAAUCCUAUAUUAUAUACAGUAAAUGUUAUUGUUUUGUAUAAUACUUUAGCAAAUGAUGCGCAAUGUUUAGAGCUAUUAGCGGCUAAGAUGCUUUCUUAAUUAAUCAGGCCCUCAGUCUCUCGUAACAAGCUCUCUUUAUAGUUUCACACACCACAGAGAAUAAAAUGUACAGGAAGAUAUGAAUACAAGCACACACAUUGACCAGGAACAAAAAGCUCACAAAGAAAAGUAAACUUGUAAAAAUUCAGUGUGUUGAUUUGUCUGCAGGUUCACUGUUGACCCUUUUAAACGGUGGUGUCAGUGUUGAUGUAGAGCUCUACGCUGAUGAUAUUCUUGUUUACAUGUAGAAACAAAACAUGACAUAGCAGCUUCUUCAGUGGAGAGCUGAAGCUGAAAGAUUAAAAAAAACAUGCUGUGUGCUUUUCUUAUUUUAUUUUCUCGUUUAUGGAUAAACUGCUUUUUUUCUGCUAAUUUACAAUAAAAUGUUUUAACAAAUCAAUACAGACUGUGUAUAAAAUAGUGUAAAUAUAGUGAUUUUACAUUUUAGCUAGUUCACAGUGUGCCUGUAAAAAAUAUUGCUUUUUUAAAGUAAAUGCAAUAAAAAAAAAUGUAUGUUGAACUGACGAGCUGAAAGAAUAAAGUCGCAUAUAUUAAA
Labrus bergylta (ballan wrasse) is the source of this 1361-nucleotide messenger RNA. NCBI's taxonomy places the organism in Eukaryota, Metazoa, Chordata, Actinopteri, Labriformes, Labridae. The record is from RefSeq and is a predicted model, not a curated record.